Molecule: messenger RNA, 3190 nt
Organism: Sycon ciliatum
Lineage: Eukaryota; Metazoa; Porifera; Calcarea; Leucosolenida; Sycettidae
Exons: 20
Coding region: 190-2595 (801 amino acids)
Source: RefSeq, a predicted model, not a curated record
UACUUUCGCACUUCACUGUGUAAGUUUAUAACUGCGUUUCAAGGCCUAGUCAGCUCAUCAUAAGGUCUCUCACUGCAGUGCAAAUAACAUCGAUGUUCUAGCUAGCUAGCUCCAGAUUCACAUCCUUCUUUCUCUUGUUCCCUCGUUACUGAGCUCUGCCAACGCAUUGCGGUCGAACAGCGGUGUGCAAUGGCUACCUUCGCGGACCGUAGUCAAGACCUUGGCGUCCAAUCGCCACAGCUGUCGCUUCCACCACCGGAUUUGUCCAAUUGCAAAAAGAGCGAUAUCCGCAGCUAUUUCCUGAACUCGUAUGAUAUCUACGAAGCGCUGUUCAGCUCCAUCCAAGAUGACUCGACGUUCUACAAGCAACCAGAUAAGCUACGCUUGCAGCUCAUCUUCUACCUGGGCCAUACGUCUGCAGUCUAUGUCAACAAACUGGUACUCAGCAGCUCUCUCCAGGACCGACUCCAAAGUCCAAUGGAUGCUAUCUUUGAAACCGGAGUUGACGAGAUGGUCUGGGAUAGUACGGAUCAUUGCCGUCUGGGCGGUGAUUUCAACUGGCCUCGUGUGCAAGAGGUGUGGCAGUAUCGCAGUGACGUCAAGCGCGUGAUAUUGGAUCUGAUUGAUGCCGAAGCGUUUGACCUGCCUCUUCUCCACAAGGACCCCUGGUGGGCGCUGGUGUUGGGAAUUGAGCAUGAGAGAAUUCAUUUGGAAACGUCGUCCGUUCUGCUUCGUGAGCUGCCAGUGGAGUUGCUGAAGGCACCGUCUGGCUGGCACUAUGCCCCAGCAAGCACUGUCGCCGCCUCAACAAAGACCACCGGCAAUGAAGAUGAGAAUGGAAGUGGCAAGAAUGAAUUCAUUGCUGUUCGGGCACAGUCAGUAUCGAUCGGCAAACCCGAUGAUUUCCCCUCGUUUGGCUGGGACAACGAAUAUGGACAUUUGAAUGUGAAGGUUCCUGACUUUGAAGCUCAACAGUACCUCACCAGUAACCAGGACUUCCUGGAAUUUGUGGAAGCCGACGGCUACAAUUGCAGACAAUACUGGAGUGAGGAAGGCUGGAAGUGGCGCUGUGCUAGGAAAGCAACUCACCCAACAUUCUGGAUCUGUACUGAUGGUUGCCAGGCUGGAUGUGACGGUGACCUGAAUGAACAUUCACACUGCACCAAGACCGGUGGAGGACAAGACGGAGCAUUCAGGUAUCGUGCCAUGUUCGACGUGAUCGACAUGCCUUGGUCAUGGCCAGCGGAGACUAACUAUCAUGAAGCACGUGCAUACUGCAAGUGGCUCGGUGACAACUGCCGCAUCAUCACUGAGGCCGAGUUCCUCGCUAUUCAGGAUCGACAGAGUGUCCCGGAGGACGGCGUAGAGCAUGAUGUCAUCUUCCAACCGGACGCAACGGAGAAGUUUAACUUGAACAUGUCGUUUUGCUCCAGCACUCCUGUGGAUUACUACAAAAAGAACUCGGCUGGUUUCUCCGACACCAUGGGCAAUGUAUGGCAAUGGACUGAGGAUCAUUUCAACGGCCUUCCGGGAGCUAAGUUUGACUAUCUCUACCAUGACUUCUCGACACCCUACUACGAUGGCUGGCACAAUCUUAUUCUGGGUGGGUCAUGGAUUUCCACUGGAGACUCGGCGUCGUCAUUUGCUCGCUUCUGGUUCCGCCGUCACUUCUUCCAGCACAUGGGUUUCCGUGUUGUGCGCUCCACUAAUCCCCCGCCAGUACAGCUACUUUCCACACAGGUCUAUCAGCCUGGUGCAGGAUUCCUGGACACAGAACUUCAAGUUUCUAACUUCUCGCCGGAACAGAGGGUGAAGAGCUUCACGCCGGAGUUUGACCUGGAGAGCUCCGACAUGAUCAAGGCACAGCUGCACUGGGACUUUGCCCCCAAAGUCAAGACCACCAAGACUCACAAGUCACUUCUUGAGCCGAUGGACAAAUUUGACCAGGAUGACAUCAGGUCAGUGGUGAUAAGGUCGCCGACCAAGACGAGCAGCUCAUCUACAGCUAGUUUCUGGGGUGAACUCUCCGGCACAGUGGGUACUGCAACCAAGCUCGUCAAGUCGUGCGAAGGCAGAGCGUUAGUCAUUGGCAGUGGAACGGGGCGCAUGGCAAUGGAAGUGGCCAAACACCACAACAAUGUUCUGGCCAUUCAUCCCGUAGCCAGGGCUAUUGAGAUAUCGGAGAUGCUGCAGCAGGGAAUAAUUCCCAAAGGUCCCGCAGUCGACGGCAUCAGUCUGGAUGGGCUAGUGCUACCGGAGACUGAGAAAAAGCUCAAGGACGUUACCUUCAAGCAGUUCUUGUGGGUACCACUGGAGAUGGGCAAGUUUGACCUUGUCGUCCUGGCUCUUCUCGACAUAGCCACCUGUCCAGAAUAUUGGAUUUCACGCCUCGCGGACAUUGUGGCAAAGUCUGGAGUUGCAAUGGUUGUGUCAAGCACCUGGAAUGUGGCAAGACUUUCUCCAAUUCUUAACAAGCAUAGGCUUUCCCUGGACAGCUCCUGUCAACUCGUUCAUGACCAACCUUCGCUGCAUCUCCCAGUGAGCACUGAGAAAACUACCCUGUCUGUCUCAACGUGGAGACACGCAAGCACGUGAGAACGGUCUACGAUGAACCGUGCUCUGCACCACUUGCUGCUCAGUGAGCAUCCUUUUUUGAAUGUGACCGCUGUAUUUAUCCGAGUCUGCUGGAUUAUUCAGUACUUGAAGCGGCACAAUGUCUGUACAUACCUUGAGGAAUGAUGAACAAUUUGAGCACUUUCUCUUGCACACUUCCCUGUGAAUAUCACGCCAAUGGUAGCGCUUUGUUUGCUUGGCGUGCAACUCCAGCAUUUAUGAAUGAAAUAUUUGUAAUCACGUAUUUUCUUAGUGUUGCUGCUGUGGAAAAUGAACCAACAUGCACGCCAAGUUGCCUAGGCUUGGUAACCGAUUGGCACUGAUAGUGAGGUAUAGUUCAGUGCACGUGUAAUGUAUAUUCUAUUAUCGUUGACCUUUCCUGUGUAUCAUACACAUGUACAUGUACAUUUAAAUCUACUGCACAAACUAUGCUAUGGCCUGAGAAGAAAUAUUUGCCGAAAGAAUCAUUUCCCUUGAAUACACUACAUGUACACUCAUGUUGCUGUGUUUGGAGAAGAUGACGCUCCCUUGCCGCUUCCUGCUGGUUUAACAUAAUAUAACGAGAAAGUAUACUCAA